Messenger RNA from Peromyscus leucopus (white-footed mouse), 452 nucleotides. RefSeq names its product trefoil factor 3 (gene Tff3). The record is from RefSeq and is a predicted model, not a curated record. Gene Ontology annotation, biological process: maintenance of gastrointestinal epithelium. The transcript is spliced from 3 exons. NCBI's taxonomy places the organism in Eukaryota, Metazoa, Chordata, Mammalia, Rodentia, Cricetidae. The coding region runs from base 38 to 280 and encodes 80 amino acids.
ACAUCCUGUGUGCUAAUCCUAAAGCUUGCCUGCUGCCAUGGAGACCAGAGCCCUCUGGCUAAUGCUGCUGGUCCUGCUUGCAGGGUCCUCUGGGGUAACUUCGGAGUAUGUUGGCCUGUCUCCAAGCCAGUGUAUGGUCCCGGCAAAAGAAAGGGUGGACUGUGGCUACCCCAGAGUCACAGAAGAACAGUGUAACAACCGUGGCUGCUGCUUUGACUCCAGCAUCCCGAAUGUGCCCUGGUGCUUCAAGCCUCUGCAGGAGACAGAAUGCACAUUUUGAAGUCACCCAGGCUCUGGGAAGGGGGCUCUGCACCCUGGACACUUGCUGGCGGUGGUGGCCGAGGGCAACGCUCAUCCCUGCUCUGCUCUCUCUGCUGCUGGCCAACCUAGGAGCCUGGAGUCCUGAAGAAUAAAGACCCCAACUCAGCACAAGGCUGCUCUGGUUGCUGAGA